UAUCGUCACGGCUGUCAAGUCCCAUAUGAGCCUAGCUGUAUAGUCGGCGUCUACUCUAGAGGGCUCAGCCAGUCGAAAAGCCUCAGUAGAGGUUAUACUAGUCUAACGGAAAUGGAGCUUUCCUCACUACUCGGCUAGUUGAUGUAUUGACAUAGCGAUUUUCAAUUUCCCUCCCGCUUCCGGUGCUCCUCAAGUACAGAGACGUAUAAGUAGGCAGUAGUGAGACCUCCCAAGAUGGAAAGCUUUCUCUUUAGCCUCUCGUCGCUCGUUUCUACGCUCGCUCAACUCUUACAGUUCCAAGCCUGCUUCGUGCGGACUAGUCCUUCUUUUUGUCCCUGUUAGAGUGUGUUUUCAUCAUCACCAUGAGGUUCGAGGCCAUCCUUGUUGCCCUUCUCGCGAGAGAAGCGGCCGCCAAGUGCAAGUCGGUUUUCCCGUCUUCGUCUUCGUCUUCCGCUUCCGCUUCCGCUUCCGCCAGCUCUUCGAGCUCGGCUUACGAAGGAUCCUACCCAGGACUAUCAACUUCGUCAAGUGCCUCCGCCACGGAGCCCUCGUAUGCUACAAGCUCGGCUUCGGAGUCAUCUUCGUCAUACCCGGCUCUUCCCACUUCGUCGAGUACCAUCUCUUCGUACGACCCCAGCUCGACCUCUAGUGUCUAUGACCCGUCGACUAGCUCGAGCGUUUCCUCAUCGGAAUCCUCAUCUGCUUCCUCCUCGGUGACCUCGUCAGAGUCUUCGUCGUAUACGACUUCAUCAGUGUCAUCGUCAGAGACCUGGUCAACAACCUCUUCAGAGUCCUUGACCUCGUCUACGUUGACCUCUUCGUUGACUACUUCUACGCCGUCCGCGUCGGAGUCUUCAUCGACCUCCUCGUCUACUUCCUCAUCAACAUCUAGCACCGUCUCCAGCACGACGUCAACUUCAUCGUCCUCUGCUUGCCCUACGCCGACCUUCGUUGCUGGCACCGGCUCCUGCCAGUGCUCUUACGAUGUCUACAAGGGAUAUGGUCUUACCGGAACUUCCAUUGGCGAAAACUAUGGCCUCUCUUUCAACGACUGUCUCAAGUCUUGCGACAAGAGCUCCAAGUGCACCAGCUUCAUGUACAAGAACCUUGUCUGCACGUACUACAACAGCCGCAUCAACGAGGGUACUACUACCCACGCUGACCUUUUUGCAAAGAGUGGCUCCUUGAUCCUGGGAAGCUGCCGCGGUACCUGCUCGUCUCCUAGCAAGCUCCCUAGCUACAAGGCUCCGGUUAUCGAGGACCCCUCAACCUGCCAGACCACCUAUGCUAAGAAGCCCCCUUCCUACAUUAGCACCACCCUGUACUCCACUACUGUUACUUCCACCGACUUCGUGACCGCCACCAGCACCGAGCAGACCACCACUGUCCCGACUGUGCUUACAACCACCACGGUUUUCACCACUGAGAUAUCUACUUCGACCGAUGUACAGGUCACUGACACCUUUUACACCACAUCCACCGAGUAUACCACGUCCACGGAUGUCGAGACCGUUGUUGACACCUCCACCGUGGUUAUUACCAACACGGUCCCUGUUGCUCCUACCACAACCACCAUCGCCGCCGCUGCUGGAUUCACCCCCAUCAAGUCCGCCCUCCCCGGUGUUGUGGCGAGAUCUGCCAAGCGUGUUGCACGUGGACGCACUAUCUCUUCCACUUGUGCGGACCCUACCCCAGUCCUCAACGACGGAGAUGUCGAAACCUACGCGACCGCCGUCGCCUGUGGUACCACUUUCUCCUCCACCAUUGUUUCCACCGCCACGACCACUACUACGGUUGAGACCAUCACUGGCGACCCCACCACUGUUAUUGAUACUUCAACUAGUACUAUCUUGACCACCACAACUGUCGUACCUACCCCCGUUGAGACCACCGUGACCGACUACACCACGGAGACCGUCAUGACCACCUCGUACGUGCCCAGCACCACCACAACCGAGACCACAACUCAGACCACCGUUACCGUUGGUGCCACACCCACCGUCUACGCUCAGUGCAUGGCCAACAACAUGGCAUCCAGCGUCAGCGGACAGCGCAUCAACAAGUUCUCGGCGUCCUACAGCCAGGUCGACCACGGUGUCGUCACCGACGCCUCUGCCUGCUGCAUGCUCUGCGUGAACGACUCCCACUGUGGUGGUUUCGGUUACCAGACCUCCGGCAAGUGUAUCACCGUCAAGGACUCCGGCGUCUGCAAUGGCUCCAAACAGGCCGCCACCAUCGGCCAUCUCUACUUCGGCGGCACCAGCUACGACUACGUCGGCAACGGUGCCUGUGGUCAGGCUAAGAACUAAGGGGUGGUCCCCUACUCCUCGAAAGAGUUAUCUUUAUGGGUUGGAACUAUUUAAGUUAGAACUUAAUGAAGCACCUCAGCUGGCGGCGCACAUAACAUCCAGCGGGACCUUCAUGCUAUACCUAAUGUAUGUAAUGUUAAAUUAAGGGAGUUAUAUAGUCUCGGUCAUGAUACGAAGCGAACUUAGUAUUAUCUGUAUAUAAUAUUAAACUUAAUUAUUUGCCUCACAUUAAGAAUGAGGGCAAAGACACGUCACGCAAA
This is a messenger RNA of Hypoxylon trugodes, 2569 nucleotides long. RefSeq lists its product as uncharacterized. NCBI's taxonomy places the organism in Eukaryota, Fungi, Ascomycota, Sordariomycetes, Xylariales, Hypoxylaceae. The transcript has 3 exons. Gene Ontology annotation, biological process: regulation of growth. The record is from RefSeq and is a predicted model, not a curated record. Bases 363 to 2309 code for a protein of 648 amino acids.